Messenger RNA from Serinus canaria (Common canary), 3383 nucleotides. RefSeq names its product pyroglutamylated RFamide peptide receptor (gene QRFPR). The transcript has 6 exons. NCBI's taxonomy places the organism in Eukaryota, Metazoa, Chordata, Aves, Passeriformes, Fringillidae. Gene Ontology annotation, molecular function: neuropeptide Y receptor activity. Bases 44 to 1342 code for a protein of 432 amino acids. Gene Ontology annotation, biological process: G protein-coupled receptor signaling pathway. The record is from RefSeq and is a predicted model, not a curated record. Gene Ontology annotation, cellular component: membrane.
CUGAGGCGGCGGAGGGUGCGGUGUCGGUCCCAGAGCGGGCGCCAUGCGGUCCCUGAACAUCACCCCGGAGCAGUUCGCGCAGCUCCUGCGGGACAACAACGUGACGCGGGAGCAGUUCAUUGCUCUCUACGGGCUGCAGCCGCUGGUGUACAUCCCGGAGCUGCCGGGGCGCACCAAGGUAGCCUUCGUCCUCAUCUGCGUUCUCAUCUUCGCCCUGGCGCUCUUCGGCAACUGCUUGGUGCUCUACGUGGUGACCCGCAGCAAAGCCAUGAGGACGGUCACCAACAUCUUCAUCUGCUCCCUGGCGCUCAGCGACCUCUUCAUCGCCUUCUUCUGCGUGCCCUUCACCAUGCUGCAGAACAUCUCCUCCAACUGGCUCGGCGGUGCCUUCGCUUGCAAGAUGGUUCCAUUUGUUCAGUCCACUGCUAUUGUAACUGAGAUUCUUACAAUGACUUGCAUUGCUGUGGAAAGACACCAGGGAAUUGUGCAUCCACUGAAAAUGAAGUGGCAGUACACCAAUAAAAGAGCUUUCACCAUGCUUGGCAUAGUCUGGUUGCUGGCUCUCAUUGUUGGGUCACCCAUGUGGUACGUGCAACGGCUUGAGGUUAAAUAUGACUUUCUAUAUGAAAAAGUGCAUGUUUGUUGCUUGGAAGAAUGGGCCAGUCCCAUUUAUCAGAAGAUCUAUACGACCUUUAUUCUUGUUAUACUCUUCCUUCUUCCACUGAUGUUGAUGCUUUUUUUGUACACUAAAAUUGGCUAUGAACUCUGGAUUAAGAAACGAGUGGGAGAUGCUUCAGUUCUUCAAACCAUUCAUGGGAGCGAAAUGUCUAAAAUAUCAAGGAAGAAGAAGCGAGCAAUUGUUAUGAUGGUGACAGUGGUGUUUCUCUUUGCAGUCUGUUGGGCCCCUUUCCAUGUGAUUCACAUGAUGAUGGAGUAUGGUAAUUUUGAGAAGGAGUAUGAUGAUGUGACAAUCAAAAUGAUUUUUGCUAUUGUCCAGAUCAUAGGAUUCUUCAAUUCUAUUUGCAACCCUAUUGUGUAUGCUUUCAUGAAUGAGAACUUCAAGAAAAAUUUUCUGUCUGCCCUCUGCUUCUGCAUUGUGAAAGACAACACAUCCCCAAGCAGGCAGCUUGGGAACUCAGGAAUUACCAUGAGGAGGCAAAAGCCAAGUGCAUCUCAGAAAGAUCCCAUGGAUUCAGAUGAAGGCAGGAGGGAGGCAUUCAGUGAUGGCAACAUCGAGGUCAAGUUCUGUGAUCAGCCAGCUUCCAAAAGGAAUUUGAAAAGGCACCUGGUCUUGUUCAGCUCUGAGCUUACUGUGCACUCUGCAGUAGGAAAUGGACAGUAGCAUCACAAGGGGUUUGGGAAUGGAGAAGUCAUUCUCUUUAUCAUCAUUUCAAUAAGCCAUUUAAAAGAGUUUGCUGCUUUGCAUGCUGAAAUGAGGGGGAAAAAUAAUGUGUAGACUCUAAUAAUGUUGGGAUAGUGGCUGAGAAAAUGUAAUAUAUAUUUUAUAAUUAUGAGGAGUGAGACAUUGGAAAAGAACUUUACUGUGUGAUUUCUAGGAGAAAAUAAUUUCUUUCUGACCUAAUUUAGGGCUUGUUUGCCCUCUGCUUUAGGUAAACCAAACAACUGCUGCUUGCUCCAUUUAUUGUGUGUCUGGACUGUACCCAGCUGAAUGCCAGAAGACAGGAACUAUGGAGAGAAUGUGCACCUUUUUGGGACAGCUUGGAAGUCUGACAUGGGGAUGACGUUGUAAGAUCUACUUUCUGCAGCUUUGAGGACAAAGCAACUUCAGAUCUGAGUGCAGGAAAGAUGGAGGCUGAGAUGCAAUUCCAUUUUAGAAAAAAGAAGGGGAAUCUGAAAGAGUUAUCCAGAACAUGACUCUGAAGAGAUUUAAGAUUUAAACAUCACACGCAUGUUCAGAUUUUGUUAACAGGAAGCAUACUAAUAAUUAACAAUGCAUGCAUAAUUACUGUGCUGUUGUUUACAGGUUAAUUCUUGGGUACCAAUUUAAAUGCCAUUGUACUGCCCUGCAAACUGCAUUCUUCUGCUGGAAAUUGGAGAAGCUGGAAAACUGCUGUACAGGAGAGUGCAGAUGCAGAAGGUGUGGUCUGUAAACACUGAAUUGAACUUCCAGUCAUGCUUGAACAUGUGACUCUCAGGUUGAAAGGGUGGUGUUGCCAUUUUCUGGAGGGUUAUAGGGGCCUGAUCCAGAGCCUGUUGGGACUUCACAGAAGACUUUCAGUGGAAUACCAUGGUCUUUUGACCAGGCACUUCUCUGAAGACAUGUUUGUAUUUUUGUCUGUUCAUCAUCUUCAAAGGAGAUUAAUUCCUGUCUGAAAACUUGGCCAGUGCUUUGUUACUUUAGGCUUCACAGUAAAUUGUGGGGUUGAUAUCCACAUAAAUUAUAAAUGGUUUUGCUCUCAGUGGGCCAAACUGCAAAAUUGCAAAGGUAUGUUUGCAAGUGUAGGACUGGAGGAGAAGUGUGAUCUGAACUGGUACACUGGGAUCCCAUAAAUGAGGCCUUGAAAUACAGAAUGUGCCACUCCAGCUGAGGUUAGGUUGGGUCCUUUAACAGCCUGUAAAAUGUCAGUGCUCUCUUCAGUCACCCCUUGCCUCACCUAUGGGACCUUGGUGCUGCUUUGGCAGUCAAUUUAAGGUUCUUUUACAUUGCUACUUCACACUUCAUUGUAAAUGAAAACUUGGGGUAAAAUAUCCUUGUAUAAUUUGGACAUAAUCCUUCUCUGUCUACAGAUUGCAAUGGGUUUGUGACACUCUUUGUUUACAUGUGUAUUUUUAUAUUCUAUAUGAUACAGACUCCUGUGCAAUGACAGAAAGCUCCUGACUUGUCCUGAGGGCCAGGAAUUAAGAGCUUAAUGGGUUAGCAUCAUAGUUUUCCUCAGCAGAUGUAAAGUUUAACUGCCUGAUGGUGAGAACUAUGUGUUUGGAUAGAAUCUGUGACUGAAAACUAAUUUAUUUUCAGCUAUUUAUUUAUUUGCACUGAUAAUUUCAGUGGCAGAUUUUAACAAGCUUUUAACCAGAACUUCCAAGUAUCUUCUGUUUUUGUUUUGUCUUCCCUGCUUCUGUUGUCGUUGUGUCAAUGAAUAACUGCUGUAGUAUUAAUUUUAUUUUCAUUAAAGUUCCUUUAUGGCUUUGUUGGUGCUGUUUUGCACUAGGGGAUAUCUACUGUAAACUUCACUUGGAGUCCCUCUUUGUUUAAAGAUGGAUGUGAGCUUAUCUGUGCCUCUUUAGUGAUUCAAUUCCAGUCCUGUUACAGUUGCCAGCUGUUCCUGUAAUCCUGAGAGCUGUGAUUUAAAGAACUUUACAGAAUAAGGUGAGAAAGAAGAAGAAAAGUCCAUGUCUUGGUAGAAAAGAGGUGAUAAAUAUUU